CAUUGGAAUAAAUCGAAGCUUUGAUUGAAGCUCUACGAAUAUCGAAGUUUUGCAUGUUUUAUUCCGUAUAGAUAUAAUUGUUUGUUAAAACGUUUACCGUACCGAAUGUGUCGAUCGUUAAUCGUUCAAUCUGCGAAUCGCUUUCGCGAUGAAAUUGUACGGAUAAAUUUUACGAGUAAAUUAAAAAUCGAGAUAUGCGAAGAAAUUCAACAGAAAUUCAAGGGUUUGGGGAAACUGCGAAGAUUCAGAGAGAACCGUUAGAUUUUGAAGAAGCGAUGCAGAUGCAUCUCAGAAAGAUAUGGCGGGAUAUUGUUGAUCUAUAUCGCGGGCUUCAUUGGGUGGAAUCUUGCCAAAUCGACGAGGGAUGGGCGCAAAUAUUAGAGAUCUGCGCAAUUCGUUUCGGGAGCAACCGAAUACGAAUACGCUCAGGAUAACUGCUCGUCUUAACCAAGAAUCACCAAAUUGGUAUCAAUUUAUUAAUAUUUACAAUUAAUAAUUUGGUAUAAUUUCGAAUUGUAGCAAAAUGAAAAAUAAUUUUAUCCCGAACGAUGUUGCGGAGAAUUUUGCAGCCGAGCGAUAUCCCAGGAAAUUAUUACUCAAACAAAGCGCGAACGUGGAGAGCUUUAAGUGGCGUUAUUAAUAAUUCACCCCUACUUGAUGUAGAUAGAUUGCCACAAGAAGAACAGUCUUCCAAAAUCUCCGAGAAACCAUCGCGGCAUUUUUCCGCACUCUCACGUGGAAUCAAUGAGAUUUUUCACAUCGCCACUUAUGCACCCCCGACCGGCGUGUUUAUCUCGUUUCAUCUUCUUUCAUCUGGCCCCGUCUCGCCCCCGGAUUAUCACAGGCGCCUAUGUCCGCAGUUUGCUUCCCGCUCGAUUGUCCGUCGUCUUUUGCGCGCUUGCACUUCGUAAACACAUUUGUCACCGCCUGACUGUGAUUCACCCCUCUCGUUGCCAUACUUUAAGUUCGGCUGCACCGCCGCUGAGAACUACCACGUCGCAUCGACAUCGCCAUGGCAACUGUUUAGAAUCGUGUGUGUUCUUUUCCAAACAAACGCCCCCGACCGACCGAUCGGAGGUAGUGUACGUAGAAACCGUUCGGCCGCGGAGGCUGCGUGGAUUAAUUAACAUCUAUCUUUUUGUUACCGGUGGGGGGCUGAUCACCCCUGAAGACCAUGAACGACUGCCUGUCGUUGAACGCGACCGCCUGUCGCGUUACUCAACUGGCGCGGGAAAAGGAAGAGAAACGUGCCCUGGAGCGUAGGCGUCAUCUUGUUUACCUGAUCGCCGCCUUCUUACGAGAACAAGGAUAUUCCAAUACCGCGGAGAGCCUCUUGAAGGAAGCGCAGCUCUGCCGGGACGUUCACGUAUGCGAUAAUAUCGACCUGGAGACCAUCAUUCUCGAGUACGCCGAUUAUUAUUACGCCAAGUACAACAGAUAUCCUAAGUUCUGCAAGAAGAUGGAAGCAGCCGGCAACGUCGCGCAAAAUACCUGCGGUAAAAAGGAGAGAGUCUCGAAAACUUUUAAUUUGAGACAAGAGGACGGUCGAGCCGUCGGCGACGAGUGUAACAAUACCGGCAAGAGCAAGAUUGCGCAGAAACACGUCGUUGCGUCGAACGAGCUGAAUCUCGGUAUCACGGUGACGCCCAUUUUCCCGGCGGAGAGCGGCGAUCGAGCGGCGAUAGUACAGCCGAUAGCCAUGUCCGACGAAGCGUUCACCGAUAAUAACGAGAGGAUACUGAAACCCAUCGGCGAUCUCUACCCGCCCGGCUCCGAGCUGAAGGAAAUCGCCGACGUUAUAUCGCGGGUACUCACCGAUCUUGCCAAACAUUACGCGCCAACGAUCAUCUUCAUUGACGAGAUCGACUGGACUACCACGAAGAACGCGGACUACGCUUCGUCGAGCUCGGAACCCGCCAGGAGAUUUCGAGCGGAACUUCUCGCUAGAUUAGACGGGUUGUUGUCGAUGGAGUAUAUGAAUGUGACACUAUUAGCAGCCACGAAUGUUCCAUGGAACAUAGAUGUCGCCCUGUUGAGACGCUUGGAGAAGCGCAUCUUCGUGGACCUACCUGAUGAAGCCAGUCGGCUGGAAAUUUUGCAAUUUUACGUGCAUCAGGAUUUGCACGAGUCUUCGGAAAUGUCGGAUCUUGUGAAAGAAACGGCUGGUUACUCGUGCGCGGACCUGAAACUGUUGUGUAAGGAGGCAUGGAUGAAUCAGUUGCGGCCCGUUUGGGCCAGGCUCGAGAGUAAGGCUGUCUCGGUGAAUGAUAUUCAGAACGACAGUCUGAUCAAUGCGAUGAGCCACAUUGCGCUUGCAAAAAACAACGUAAAACCAAUCGCUAAGCACAUGAGUGACCAAUAUGCCAAGUGGCACAAAGAAUUUGGUUCCUUUGGAUAAUCCAUUGUAUAGAUGUGGGCAAGCUCGAGGCAAUUUACAUCACGGAAUACGCGCGAUAAUUGACAAAUAAGCGGCGAGCCGUUUACAAAUGAAUGAAACGGCAGUAAUUUUGCGGUGCUCGGAAUUUAUCCAUGAGCGUGCCACGAGAAUUCUAUUAUAAAUUUUUUUACAUAUUACAGCAUCAGCCAUGUUACACGAAUGAAAACAGAUAUUACAUUCUCAAGUCAAUUAAUCACAUUAAAUUCCUUCCGUAGAAUAUAUCAGAAUCUUUCGUUUUCGCGACA
Molecule: messenger RNA, 2682 nt
Organism: Harpegnathos saltator (Jerdon's jumping ant)
Lineage: Eukaryota; Metazoa; Arthropoda; Insecta; Hymenoptera; Formicidae
Product: katanin p60 ATPase-containing subunit A-like 2
Exons: 6
Coding region: 1175-2398 (407 amino acids)
Molecular function (GO): ATP hydrolysis activity; protein binding; ATP binding
Source: RefSeq, a predicted model, not a curated record